CCCCUGUCACACCGCCCCUCGCUCCUCCCUGUCUGUCCCCCGCGGCCCGCACUCCGGGCAGCCGAGGGCACGGCAGGCGGUGCGGCGGUAGCGGUCAGGGGGCCGGCGGGGCCGGGAGCGGGCACCAGGCGGGGAGAGGCCUGGGGCAGGCUCUCCCGUCGGGAGUCAGCAUGGGUGACGGCCGUGGCGGGCGCUGAGCCCGAGGGCGCGGCUCCCCCAGCCAUGACGACCGGCCCCCGCCCCCGGCCCUGACGCCCCCGCCCGGCCUAUGCCCGAGCUGGAGGCCUGGCCCCCGGGGGCGGGGGGCGCUCCGCUGGACGCCGGGCAGCAGCUGCAGCGGGCGGUGCUGGCCGAGCAGGUGGAGCUGUGGUGGUCCCAGGACCCCCGGCGCGCGGCGCUCUGCUUCGGCCUGGCCGUGGCCCUGGUGCUGGGCUGCGGCGCGGGAGGGGUGGCCCUGCUGUCGUCCACCAGCAGCCGGUCCGGCGAGUGGCGCCUGGCGGCGGGCACGGCCCUGUGCCUGCUGGCGCUGCUGGUGCUGCUGAAGCAGCUGCUCAGCUCGGCCGUGCAGGACAUGAACUGCGUGCGCCAGGCACGCCACGUGGCCCUGCUGCGCAGCGGGGGUGGGGCCGACGGCCUGGUGGUGCUGGUUAGCGGCCUGGUGCUGCUGCUCUGCGGGGCCGUGCUCACCGGCCUGGCCGCCUCGGCCGACGCCCGGCCCCUCCCGGCCAUGUUCAGCACCGGGGUGGCCCUGGUGACCACCGGCGCCCUGCUGCUGGUGGCCCUGCUGCUCUAUCAGGUGGUCACCCGGGUCGGCUGCCGUCCGGGCCCCUCCCCGGGCACCGGCCCGCGCGGGGGCCUCGCCCGCGUCUUCACCGUUUCCGGGCGGCUGUGGCCCGGUCAGCGGCCCACGGCCGCCUCCAGCAUGGCCAACCUCAUCUGAUGGAUCCCGGCCCCGCCUCGACCCCGGACGCCUCCAGCUGCCCCCGCCUGCCUCAGGAACCCGCCCCUCUACCCGUCGCCGAGAACUGCCCCAGCUGCCCAACCCCACCUGAGGAAACUGGGCCCAAUCCUAGCACCGCCCAGGGCCAGCCAAACUGGCCCAGGCUACUGGCUCUUCCGUGGGCACGGGGAGCCAUCGUCCGGGUGUGAACGUGUGUGUGGGGGGGUGAGGGUCAGCGGGAGUGAGUCCGGUCUGGAUUUGGAGCUGGCUCCCCUUAUUCGCCUGUCUUCCUCGGAUGUCUUUCUUGACCCCCUUGAGGCUCGCAGCCUGACCCUCUAUAUACCCCAUCCUCCAUCCGGGCUCUGCCAUUUUUCCUCUCCCUCCCCGAAGCCACUCUCUACCCAGUCCCCUCCAGCCUGUAAAUAAAUACUCCAACAGUACCCCUCGCCA
Messenger RNA from Ornithorhynchus anatinus (platypus), 1390 nucleotides. RefSeq names its product transmembrane protein 125 (gene TMEM125). The record is from RefSeq and is a predicted model, not a curated record. Lineage: Eukaryota; Metazoa; Chordata; Mammalia; Monotremata; Ornithorhynchidae. Bases 269 to 940 code for a protein of 223 amino acids. The transcript is spliced from 2 exons.